This is a messenger RNA of Papilio polytes (common Mormon), 3293 nucleotides long. Its product is annotated as probable E3 ubiquitin-protein ligase HERC2. The transcript has 23 exons. The record is from RefSeq and is a predicted model, not a curated record. Bases 174 to 3293 code for a protein of 1039 amino acids. Lineage: Eukaryota; Metazoa; Arthropoda; Insecta; Lepidoptera; Papilionidae.
GGCCCCCAGCACACCUCUCGCAGAUACAGCUGCUGGCAGACUGCAAGCAAUUUUAUCCCUGUAUAGAGAUCAAUAUCAAGCAACCUCAAAAUAAUAACGCGGAUUGUCGCGUACAUGGAUUGUACAUCACUGGCUUUCGACCGAAUCCCCUAUACUCGGAAGUUUUGUCGGGCAUGAACUUUGUAGCUGAAGAUUGGAUAGAGAAAGAUAAUCGUACCCUUGCAGCUUCAACUGAAUGCAAUCCAGGGUCGUCGCUCAGUGAUUGCCCUAAGGUGUAUGUUUGGGGCUUAAAUGACAAAGACCAGUUAGGCGGUGUUAAAGGAUCCAAAGUAAAAGUGCCCGUGUUCUCGCCCGUUCUGAGCGCGUUAAAGCCGAUCCAUAUCGCUGGGGGUUCGAAGACACUUUUCAUAGUAUCUCAUGAUGGGAAAGNNNNCGAAGGUACGAACGGUCGUCUGGGACUUGGUCACAGCAAUAAUGUAUCGACGCCGCGCGCAAACCCGUAUCUAGCACACGUACUCGUGCGGCGCGUCGCCGUGCACUCCGGCGGCAAGCACGCCCUCGCUCUCACAGCAGAUGGAAAGGUGUAUUCAUGGGGCGAGGGCGAGGACGGCAAACUCGGGCACGGCAAUCGACUCACGUUAGAAGCUCCACGUAUGAUAGAAGCUUUAGCCAGCGAGCGGGUGGUGGGCGUGGCUUGCGGCUCCGCCCACAGCGCGUGCGUCACCGCCCGCGGACAUCUGUACACGUGGGGCCUGGGAGAGUACGGACGACUGGGACAUGGCGAUGAUACCACACAGCUUUCGCCUAAAAUGGUGGAAGCUCUAUCUGCGUUCAGGGUAAUACAAGUGGCAUGUGGAUCUCGCGACGCGCAGACACUAGCGCUGACGAUGUGUGGAAAAGUGUUUUCAUGGGGUGAUGGUGAUUUUGGAAAGUUGGGUCGUGGUGGUUCAGAGGGUUGCGCUGUACCCAUGAAUAUUGAGCGACUGAAUACAUUGGGAGUGAUACAAGUGGAGUGUGGUGCUCAGUUCAGUUUAGCACUAACAAGAGAUGGAGAGGUAUGGACUUGGGGUAAAGGAGACUAUUUCCGUCUGGGACACGGGCUGGACGCGCACGUACGUCGGCCUACGUUAGUGGAAGCGUUGCGCGGUCGCCAGGUCAUACAUGUUGCUGUGGGCGCAUUGCACUGUCUAGCCGUAACCAGCGAUAAUCAGGUAUGGGCGUGGGGUGACAAUGACCACGGGCAGCAGGGUAACGGUACGACGUGCGUGAACCGUCGGCCGGCGGCGGCGGCGGGCGUGGAGGGCGUGCAGCGCGCCGCCGCCGGCUCCUCCCACUCGGCCGCGUGGGCGCUGCGCUCGCACACGCACCCGCCGCCCCUCACACAGCUACCUGUGCCCUUGCCAUUCCCAACACUCAAGGAUCCUCUAGGAGCUAACAGUUUAGGUUUAUACGCCGAAGAGACAGGAAUAGAAGAGCCUCAAGGGCCGAGACCGUCCUUAGCAUCAGCAUCUUUACCUCUAGAGCCGCCUGUCACCGUCCAACAUGCGUUGUCGUUGAUAUUACUUGCAUUAUACAUAACUCAGGCGCGCAGCUUAUUGGUGGAGGCGUUGAGGUCACACGAGGCGUGUUCGUCUGCGCCGGUGUCGAUCAGUUUAGACGUGGAGGAGGAGGACGCGGAGGCGGACGCGCGCACCGGCGGCGGGGAGGCGCCCGCUGAUAAAACUACGCUACCAAGUGGUACAAGCAGCCCCCUAAGCGGUUCUAUCUCGUCGCGGCAUUCAACAUUAAUGUCCUCGAGUGCUGUUUCCGUGGCCGCCGCGACAAUGACCGUGCAACAAGCAGAAGCGCCUAAAUUGUUGCUGGACGAUUUUACAACGAAUUUAGGUGAGACAGACGCGCGGGCGCUUGUCGACCUAUUGAAGCUCGCUGCGGCGGGCCGCGUGCCUGAUGCUAACAAUGCUGUCAAAAUUAUCACCGAUGUUUUAAUGGCGCUAUGUGCCAGUAAGCCAGAGGUAGCAGACAUGGUGGUGGAGGUGUGCGUGUGCGAGCUGGAGGAGGCGCUAUCUGAGCAUCUAUCAGCCUGUGAUGGGACAGGUUUUAAAUAUUGUGUUGUAUCAGCGUGGCGCGCACGUGUGUGGUGCGUGCGGCGGCUGCGGGGCGUGGUGUGCGGCACGGGCGGGGCGGGGGGCGCGCGCGAGGCGGGCGCGGGGGGCGUGUCCCCGCCCGCGCUGCAGCGCCUGCCGCAGCUGCUGCAAGCGCAGUACGAGCACGAGGAGCCCGCGCUGCGCACCGGCACACAUUUACUGCAUACGCAUUACCUCAAAGAGUUAGCAUGGCUCGCGUGCGGUCUACGGAUAGAUUCGCGCGUGUGUACGGGCGCGGAGAGUGCGCGGUGGGCGUGGUUCAAACGGUACUGCCUGUGCAUGCGCACUGCGGACGCGUUGCUACGACGAGCGCCGCUGCCCGCGCCCUUCCUCGCUGACGUGCGCAAGCGGCUCUCUGACCUCGGCGUUUAUAAUAACGAAGACUCUGGAGACGCACAACAACCCUGGGAGGAUAAUACCAAGUUUACGAAACAACAUGAUGAACAAUUACUGCAUUGGGUUAAUAAGCGCGCAGAGGAAUGGUCAGGGUGGUGGUGCGGCGGGUCGCGCGGCUGCGUGGUGUACGGCUGGGGACACAACCACCGCGGGCAGCUGGGCGGCGUGGAGGGCGCCAAGGUGCGCUCGCCCGCCCUCUGCGCCGCGCUCGCCGCACUCAACCCCGUGCAGCUCGUGGGCGGGGAGCAGACUUUGUUCGCGGUCACGCCCGAUGGAAAAGUCUACGCUACGGGAUAUGGUGCCGGAGGUCGAUUAGGAAUAGGAGGUAUCGAUUCCGUCUCACAGCCUACACUUUUAGCGUCAAUUCAACAUGUUUUUAUUACCAAGGUGGCCUGUAAUUCUGGUGGCAAGCACUGCCUGGCUCUGUCAGUGGAUGGUGACGUGUACAGCUGGGGCGAGGGUGAGGACGGCAAGCUGGGGCACGGCAAUCGAGUGAGUUACGAUCGUCCGAAGUUGAUAACGACGCUAUCAGGGCUGGAGGUGGUAGCUAUAGCGUGCGGCGGCGCGCACUCCGCCUGCCUCACCGCGCGCGGCCGCAUCUACACCUGGGGCAAGGGACGGUACGGACGACUCGGACAUGGAGACUCUGAAGACCAGCUCGUGCCCAAGAUGGUGGAGUCUUUGUCACAAUACCGUGUGAUAGACGUGGCGUGCGGCUCGGGCGACGCGCAGACCUCUAAGCUUGUGCUAUGA